AGAGGGCGGGAAUAAAUGUGUGGUUUGGGAGUUUGGGAGGCAGUCGGACAGUCAGGCAGCAGACACGGGAAGUUGUCCUCAAGGAAUUUCUGACAGUAAUGGAAAAUGUUGAGGGUCAGGAAUGCAGUGUACUGUAGAAUAACCACAACUCAUCCUUAUUAGAAUAUAGAAGUGGUUCCUAUCAAACCUUGACUUUUAAGACACAAAGGUAACGUUAACGGUAAAAUCAAUGAGUUCUGCGGACACCAGACGUAAGGCAGGAUACAGAAAUGGAGGGGGAACGAAGAAAGGAUUCGUCCAGAAGGUCCAUUCUCCUCACCCGGCCCUAAAUGAUUCAUUGGAGGGAGAUAUUCAGGCCUUCCUCAUUGAUGAAGACCAACUCCACACUUAUGACGACCUCACCAAAGUUAACCCAGUGACCCCAACAACAGUGCUGAAAUGCCUGCAGGCCAGGUACAGUGUGAAGGUGUUUUACACCAAUGCUGGCUGCACCUUAGUGGCUCUUAACCCCUUCCAGCCAUUCCCAGACCUCUACUCUCUGGAUGUGAUGAAGGAGUAUCACUGCGCUCCUCAGCCCCAGGAGUUCAAACCACACAUCUUUAUUGUGGCGGAAGAAGCCUACAGGAAUGUUCAGGGCCAGCUGGAGCCAGUGAACCAAUCAUUGGUGGUCAGCGGUGAGAGCGGUGCAGGAAAGACAUGGACGUCUCGCUGCCUGAUGAAAUACUACGCCACUGUGGCGGCCUCCUCCUCAGUGUUGAAGAGUCAGGACACAGUGGAGAGGAUAGAGAGGAGGGUGCUGGACUCCAACCCCAUCAUGGAAGCUUUCGGCAAUGCCUGUACGCUACGGAACAACAACAGCAGUCGCUUUGGAAAGUACAUCCAGCUCCAGCUAGACAGAUGUCAGCUGUUAGUGGGGGCGUCCGUGCAAACAUAUUUGCUCGAGAAGACCAGGGUGGCUUGCCAACUGGCUAAUGAGAGGAACUUCCACAUAUUUUACCAGAUGAUGAAAGGGGCCACGGAUGAGCAGAGAAAGGAGUGGAAGAUGCCAUGUGGCCAACACUUUGUGUGGCUGCCAAAUUCUGAAAAAACAUUGGAGGAGGAUUGUUUUCUUGAGACUGUCGCGGCAAUGGUUCAUCUGGGCAUUAAUGCAGAAAGGCAGAGACAAAUAUUUAAGAUAUUAGCAGGGAUUCUGCAGUUGGGGAAUUUGAAUUUCUCCUCUUCAACGGAUGAAUCACAACCAUGUAACCUAGAUGAACAGUCCAAAGACUUCUUGCAGAGGGCCGCGGAGCUGCUGUGUGUCCCUGCUGAGGAGCUUCAGAUGUGUUUUAGAGUGAGGACGUUGAAGGCGGGGAAGCAGAGUGUUCUCAAGCCCUGUUCCCAGGCAGAGUGCAGCAUGAGGAGAGACUGCCUGGCCAAGGCCAUCUACGCCCAAUUAUUUGAGUGGUUGGUUACAUUCAUCAACAACAGCAUAUGUGCAGGCACAUCCACAUGGUGCAACUUCAUAGGAGUUCUAGAUGUGUACGGGUUCGAGUGUUUCCAGAUCAACAACCUGGAGCAGCUGUGCAUCAACUACGCCAAUGAGAAACUGCAGCAGCACUUUGUGGCUCAUUAUCUCCGAGCUCAGCAGGAGGAAUAUGUGUCAGAGGGGUUGGAGUGGUCCUUUGUCAAAUACAAAGACAACCAGAGCUGUCUGGAUCUUCUAGAGAGAAGCCCUGUCGGUGUGUUUUCUCUACUUAAUGAGGAGAGUCGUCUUAAUCGAGCCUCGGACCCAAAGACAUUCAGAGUUCGUUUGGAGAAGGAGCUCGGUGAUAAUGCCAACAUCAGCUGGGACAAGUUCAGCAAGGAGCCACACUUCACCGUGGCCCAUUACGCUGGCAAAGUCAACUACCAGAUGGAGGGGAUGGUGGAGAAAAACAAGGACCCAGUGCCACCAGAGCUUAUUAACCUGCUGCAGAAGUCUGACAGCCCCCUGCUUCACCAGAUCUUCACCGACAGCGAAACUGAGAAUCCAACUACCAAGGGGCUCAGUAAAGUCACUGUGGUCUCCAAGUUCAAGAACUCUCUGGAGAGCCUGAUGAAGAUCCUCCACAGCACAACUCCUCACUACACUCGCUGCAUCAAGCCCAACCCAGACUGCAAUCCGAUGAGCUUCAAAAAGGAGGAGGUUAUCAUGCAGCUGGAGGCCUGCGGGAUUGUGGAGACUAUUCAUAUCAGUGCUGCUGGCUUUCCCAUAAGAAUUCCUUUCAAAGGCUUCAUGCAACGCUACGGACUGAUAGAAAAAUAUUCACAUUUCAAGUCGGGGAGUCAUUGUGUUGAUGUGGAGGCUGACAGCAACAACGUUUUUCGGCAAGAGGUGGAGAAGCUCCUCAGGGUCGUGUUACAGCACAAGGCGUUUGACCCCUCGCACAAACUUGACAGUGAAAAACCCAAUUCAUGGGUGCACUGUGGAAGGACUAAAGUUUUUCUUACCCAAUCGAUGCUAGAUUUGCUGGAGGAUCAGAGGAAGAAGAUCCUGUCUCAGUGUGCCUUCUCAAUUCAGUGCUGCUGGCAGCGGUACCAGCGCCGCAGAUGUCACGCCCGCCAGCAGUCUGCUACUCUUAUCCAAGCAGCGCUGCGGUCCUGGCUGGUCAGGAGGCGGGUCCAGAGAUGGAACAGAGCAGCUGCAGUCAUCCAGAACACCUGGAGGAAGUGGAGGGCCCUAUUGAAAUCCUUGGCUGAGGCAGAACUGGAUGAUGCAAAGGACUUUGUGAGGGCGGAUGAUGCGCCAGCAUUGGACCCUGUUAUCAGGGAGCGGGGUUUGGUGCAGCUCUCCUCCAUCCAGGAGCCUGUCACAGUGCGUGGGUGGCCCAUGGGCCUGGCUCUGGCCUCGGCCCCGUCCAUCACCAUGUCUAUGACAGCCACAGGCUUCCAGAAGAUGAUGUCUGUGAUGGCCUCCCUCAGCCUGCCCUCCACCAGAGGGGGGUAUAAGGUGGAGCCAAACCAGUACUCCCAGGGACUAGCCUCCAUACGGGCUCAACCAAAGAGGUCUGUAAAGCUGCACUAUCGGCGAUCUCCACUACUCUAUGCUGACAGGCAACCAGACAUGAAGAGUGACGUCACAGGGCUCAACGCGAUCCUCCUAGAGAAAACUUUGUAAGAGUUCUCCCCUAUGCACGACACUAAAGGCUGAUGUCACGGACACAGAUUAAGGACAAUCUGGCACCCAGUUGUUUUUGCAGGGAAGCAUCUGCUCUUCCAUAAUCUGACACAGAGGGAACAAACCUGCUAUUUUAUGAUGUCAUUUUGUUAAAUGUGUUUAAAGUUUUUAUUUACAACUCCAACUUUUUUUUUUUUUUUUUUUUAAUAAUGCCAAAGUUUCAUUUUGCAUCUCAAUUUGUGUUCUACAAGGAUGUGAAACCUGCACCCUGGCAUUAUAAUAUUUGAACUCACCAGGAGGUCGGGUAAGAUAAUGCACUGUGCCAUGAACCUGAUUUACUUAUCAUAAAUCAUUUUUAGUUGCAUUCAGGCUCUAGGGACAAAAAAAUAAAUAAAUCAUCUCUAAUUCAAAAUCUCAGACAGUAGACUGUCCAGAAACACUGACCACUGACCUGCCACAUCUAAGAUAAGAAAUAUAGAAAACAGUGAAUGGGGUGUAAGUUGUGGUGAUGUUACUGCAGGACGAGACAAACUCAGAAUCAUUUUUAUGAGUCUUUGUCUGGAGAACUGAAGUGACAUGGCACAACCUUAGCGCCUUUAAAAACAGGACUGCAGGUUUUUGUGUCAUUGCUGCCUCUUUGGAACAUCUUGACUAUUGAUCAAAGUAUUGAACCUUUGACGAGUGCCUUUCUUAAAAUCUACACUCAAAUGACAAAUGGGCUGCUAGUGUAUUUAUUUAAGGAUGAUUAUUUAUGUGUGAUUUUAUAGAUUUAUUUUUGGUGUAAAAACACAUGGGUCAGAUGCAGAUAUGAUUGCAGAUGUAAUGGGGGGGGUAAUUAAGCAAGUUUUGCACAUGUAAAGCACAUAUUGCACAUUAAAACCACACAUACAUCAACAGACAGACAUGAACAAGCUGACACAUUACUUACGUGAAACAGGGAAAGGAUGAACCCAGGUUUAUUUAAAUUGCUGCUUUUUUGUUUGAUAAAGGGUCUUUCUUAUAUGCGUUAUGUGUAAAAUGUUUGACCAAACCACUUCCUGUGUGGAUUUUAAUCUGCUGCAGUCCAAAGCAUUAAUGCAAGCGCUGUAUAACAUACCAAAGUAUUUUUACACUAGUGUUUCAUGUGGGAGAACAAAUGUCUCAUUAUAG
This is a messenger RNA of Sander lucioperca (pikeperch), 4285 nucleotides long. RefSeq names its product unconventional myosin-XIX. The transcript is spliced from 24 exons. Bases 230 to 3136 code for a protein of 968 amino acids. Gene Ontology annotation, molecular function: actin filament binding; microfilament motor activity; ATP binding. Gene Ontology annotation, biological process: actin filament organization; vesicle transport along actin filament. The record is from RefSeq and is a predicted model, not a curated record. Lineage: Eukaryota; Metazoa; Chordata; Actinopteri; Perciformes; Percidae. Gene Ontology annotation, cellular component: cytoplasm; myosin complex; actin cytoskeleton.